AUGCGGCUCGCGCACGCGAGACCGCGCCUCGCGGCGACGGCGACGGCGUCCACGUCCACGUCCGAGCCCGCGACCGCGGGCGUCCGCGCGUCGUCGUCGCUCGCCGCUCGAAGACGCCGCGUCAGCGUCGUCGUCGCGCUCCGGCGGAGGACGCCGUCGCGCGCGCGCGUCGUUCGCCCUCUCGCGGCGCUCCCGGAGGAGAUCUCCGGGCUCGCGCGCCGCCCGGGGCACGUCCAGCGCGCGGACGCGCCCGCGAACGCGCUCCGCGGCGACGCGACCGCGAACGCGCGCCUCGUCUCGUCGAAUCCGUCUAAUCCCGUCGUCUCGAAUCUCGCGGCCGCGCGCGCCGCGGCGCCCGCGCCGCCGCCGACGCCGAACGCGGUCACGGUCACGCUCCCCGCGUCCGCGAUCUUCGCGCUGACGCUCGGCUCCGUCGCCGCGUGCGGCACCGUCUUCAUGCUCGCGGUCGCGCCCGCGCUCCGAGCGAUGGAGCGCGCGUCCGUCGCCGCGGAGCGCGCGGCGGAGGCGUCCGAGAAGGCGAUGCUCGAGUUCGAGAAGCUCUCCGCGCAGACCGCGGAGGACCUCCCGAAGACGCUCGCGGAGAUGGAGGCCGCGGGGCAGGAGUGGGACGAGCUCGGCGAGGAGCUGCGCGAGCUCCUGGCGCGCGUCGAGCGAUGGGGGCAGUUCAGCGGCGCGGAGGAGGCGCUCACGAAGCUGACGACGUCGGUGCUGGAGGAGCCGACGAGGGUGAUCGACGAGGCGGAGUCGUACAUCAAGCGGCUGUCCGACGACUUCACGCGGACGCUGAACCAGCUGUCGGACUGGGACAAGGACCUGCGGUCGUCCGUGGAGAGGGCCGCGUUCUCGGAGGCGUGGGAGAGGCAGGGGAAUGGCGAGAAGAAGCUCCUCUCCUCGGACGCGGACGGCGGGAAAGGCGGCGGAGGACGAGAGGACGGCGGGAAGGCGUCUCCGUUGCUUCUGCUCGCGCGGCAGAGGCAAGCCGUCGCGGACGCGAUCGCGGUCGCGGAGGCGGCGACCGCGGACGCGCAGGCGGCGACCGCGGAGCUCAUGAGCGGCGGCGGCGUCGACGCGGACGGCGACGCCAUCGCGGCGAUGGAGGGCAAGGCGGAGAGCGUCACGACGGCGCUGAGAGAGGCGCUGCUCGCCGUGGAGGAGGCGAAGGAAGCGUCGCGGUCGUUCGACGAUGGCGACGGCGACGGCGACGGCGACGGCGACGCCGCGCGCUCGAGCGGGCUCCUCGCGCUCGAGAGAGAGCUCGAGAGGAAGCGCGACGCCGCGGUGGAGCGGGCGCUGAAGGGGAGCGUGGACGCGGACGGGGACGCGGACGGGGACGCGGCGGACGCGGAGGAGGGGGACCGCGGUCCGAACGACUCGGGGGACAACGCGUUCGUGCCUUGA
This is a messenger RNA of Micromonas pusilla CCMP1545, 1419 nucleotides long. RefSeq lists its product as uncharacterized. The record is from RefSeq and is a predicted model, not a curated record. NCBI's taxonomy places the organism in Eukaryota, Viridiplantae, Chlorophyta, Mamiellophyceae, Mamiellales, Mamiellaceae. The coding region runs from base 1 to 1419 and encodes 472 amino acids. The transcript has a single exon.